Molecule: messenger RNA, 687 nt
Organism: Zingiber officinale
Lineage: Eukaryota; Viridiplantae; Streptophyta; Magnoliopsida; Zingiberales; Zingiberaceae
Product: remorin 1.4-like
Exons: 5
Coding region: 127-624 (165 amino acids)
Source: RefSeq, a predicted model, not a curated record
AAUUGGGAGCUAGCUUGCUUCCGCGCCGCUGGUCCCUCAAGGUUCUUUAAAGUCUGGUCGGGGAAGGAGAUAAGUCGGCAGCUUGCUUUGCAGUUGGAGCCGAAGGCGGAGCAGUAGGAAUUCUCCAUGAGGGAGAAACACAGCACGACAACGAAGGCCGAGGCAUCGCCGGAGGCGAAGGAGUCGCCAGGCUCACUAGUGGAGAAUUCUUCUUCGCCGAAGAAACACCAGGGAAAUGCUGCAGACAGCAGAGAUGCUCUUCUGGCACUGAUCGCAAACGAGAAGGUGAUGUCCUUAAUCCAGGCUUGGGAAGAAAAUGAAAAGACAAAAGUGGAAAAUAAAACUGAAAAGAAGAUGUCGUCCAUUCUUUCUUGGGAGAACUCGAAGAAGGCAGCUCUUGAGGCAGAACUCAGAAAGAUCCAGGAAAAACUGGAGGAGAAGAAAGCAGAAUGUGGAGAGAAAAUGAAGAACAAGAUCGCAAUGAUCCACAAGGAAGCAGAGGAGAGGAGAGCGAUGGCAGAAGCUCGGCGGAAGGUAGAGCUGCUUAAAGUCGAUGAUAGAGCUUCAGAGUAUCGAUCAAGUGGCCAUCUUCCUAAGAGGCGUUUCGGAUGUUGCAGCUCUUAAAUCUCCUGUAGUUGGAAAAGAAAAAUGUGGGAAAGUUCUUGUUGUAUAUAAAAAAUAAUGAUA